Capsicum annuum is the source of this 1170-nucleotide messenger RNA. RefSeq lists its product as uncharacterized. The record is from RefSeq and is a predicted model, not a curated record. Bases 475 to 948 code for a protein of 157 amino acids. Lineage: Eukaryota; Viridiplantae; Streptophyta; Magnoliopsida; Solanales; Solanaceae. The transcript has 5 exons.
GGAGGAAAUUGAAAGUUUUAAAUUUAAAAUGUGAAAGAUAGAAAAUAACUUUUAGUAUUAUAAUACUUGUUUUUGUUUUAUAAAUUAUAAUUAGAUUCCUUUUAGCUUAUUUUCCCUAGCGAAUAAGCAACAAUAAUAAUGUACCCAAUAUAUUUUUAUAGAGUGACAUUCAAAAAGAUAAAGUGUACAAAAUUUAUACCAAUGGUGUGGAGUCCUCAAAGGGAAAAGACAACUUAAAAAUAAAAAAUAAAAAAUAAAAACAAAAAACUUUGAAUUGAACAAGUUUAAAAAAAAAAAAAAAAAAAUAGAGAGAGGAGACCCUUCAGCUCUGCCAUCAUCAAUACUUUAAUAAAUUUUGAGAAAUUGAAGUCGAUAUAAGUACCCCAUCAAACACCACCUACGCUCUUCCUCCUCAUUCAAUUUUCGUAGCGUCUUCCCCCAGCCAAGCUUGGAGAGCCAACACAACAGAGAAAAAUGGGGUUCUUGUCAUUUCUUGGAAGGGUCUUCUUUGCUUCUGUUUUCAUCCUCUCUGCUUGGCAAAUGUUCAAUGAAUUUGGGGAUGAUGGUGGGCCUGCUGCGAAGGAAUUGGCUCCAAAAGUGGCAGGUCUGCAGGAUCUUCUUGAAUCCAAGUUGGGGGCAGGGGUACCAAAAAUUGAUGUAAGGCAUGUGGUAGCAGCAUUCAUGGCUCUAAAAGGAAUGGGUGGAUUGCUAUUUGUAUUUGGCAGCUUCACUGGUGCUGUUCUACUGAUGUUUUACUUGACAAUGGCCACUCCACUUCUGCACGAUUUCUACCACUAUAAGUUUGGAGAGCCACAGUACUUCAUUGUUCUACAAGAGUUCUUGCAGGGUCUGGCACUAUUUGGUGCAUUGCUGUAUUUCGUGGGGAUGAAGAACUCGAUUAACCGGAGGCUACCAAAGAAAAAGACCCUCAAGUCCAAGACAGCUUAGUAUACUUCAUUGAAGGGUUAUAUAAGAUUGGAUUAUUCAUGUUUGUUGGUUAGCUUUUAUGAUUAGAAGUGACUAGUUAAGUCUGCUUUACACUGAAGGAGUUCUUCCUUGAACCCCCUCACCUGGAUUUUUGCAUUUUAUUUUCUUCUUCCGAGGCUGUGAGCCGGCAUGGUAAAGGGAAUUUUGAAAAUAGCUUUAUUAAUUAUGUUUUGAAAAUAUAAA